GUCUGGGCGCGCAGUUCAGUUUAAGCUGCCCCGGACGGGACCGUGGCCGGUGCGGGAUGUGGGCGCGCAUGAACCGCGCGGCUGAGGCGCUUUAUGCUCGUCUUCUGCAGGAAUUUAAUGAAGAAAAGAAAGGAGUCUGUAAAGAUCCGUUCAUCUAUGAGGCUGAUGUGCAAGUGCAGCUGAUCAGCAAAGGCCAACCAAGUCUUCUGAAAACAAUUCUAAAUGAAGACGACUCAGUGUUUAUUGUGGAAAAAGUGUUUUUAGAGAAGGAAGAAACGAGUCAUGUUGAAGAACCACAGUCUGAAGAAACUGCUAUUUCUGAUUUCUCUACUGGUGAAAAUAUUAGGCCACUGGCCUUGCCAGUUGGGAGAGCAAGGCAGUUAAUUGGGCUUUAUACCAUGGCUCACAAUCCUAAUAUGACCCAUUUGAAGAUUAAACAGCCAGUUACUGCCCUUCCUCCUCUUUGGGUGAGAUGUGACAGUUCAGAUCCUGAAGGUACCUGUUGGCUAGGAGCUGAGCUUAUCACAGCAAAUGACAUCAUUACAGGAGUUGUCUUACAUGUGGUCACUUGUAAAGCUGAUAAAAAUUACUCUGAAGAUCUGGAAAAUCUAAAAAAUUCACACAAGAAACGACAUCACUUGUCUGCUGUAACAGCCAGAGGAUUUGCCCAGUAUGAGCUGUUUAAGUCCACUGACUUGGAUGAUAUUGUCACCCCAUCACAAACUACAGUCACUUUGGAUCUUUCUUGGAGUCCUGUGGAGGAGAUUCUUCAAACCCCUCCCCUGUCUUCAACUGCAGCUCUGAACAUCAGAGUACAAUCAGGAGAGCCCAGAAGUUGUUUGAAUCAUCUCCACAGGGAGCUGAAAUUUCUCCUGGUUUUGGCUGACGGCUUGAGGACUGGUGUAACUGAAUGGCUCGAACCUCUGGAAACAAAAUCUGCUGUUGCAGUUGUGCAAGAAUUUCUGAAUGACUUAAAUAAACUAGAUGAAUUUGAUGAUUCUACAAAAAAAGACACACAAAAAGAGACGGUGAACCAUGAUGCAGCUGCAGUUGACAGGUCUGUGCUUAUCACAGUGCGAGAGGAUCUUGAUUUUGCUGAACAGCUUUGGUGCAAAAUGAGCAGCAGUGUGGUUUCAUAUCAAGACUUGGUGAAGUGUUUCACGUUGAUCCUGCAGAGUCUGCAGCGUGGUGAUAUACAGCCUUGGUUGCAUAGUGGGAGUAACAGUUUACUAAGUAAGCUCAUUCAUCAGUCUUACCAUGGAGCCAUGGACAGUGUCCCUCUCUCUGGAACUACUCCACUUCAAAUGCUUUUGGAAAUUGGUUUGGACAAACUAAAGAAAGAUUAUAUCAGCUUUUUCGUCAGUCAGGAACUUGCGUCUUUGAAUCAUUUGGAAUACUUCAUUUCUCCAUCAGUAGCUACACAGGAACAAGUUGAUCGUGUUCAGAAACUCCACCAUAUUCUAGAAAUACUAGCCAUCUGUAUGCUUUUCAUUAAACCUCAGCAUGAACUUCUCUUUGCUUUAACACAAUCCUGCAUAAAAUACUACAAACAAAAUCCUCUGGAUGAGCAACAUGUUUUUCAGUUGCCAGUCAGACCAGCUGCUGUAAAGAAUCUGUAUCAAAGUGAGAAGCCACAGAAAUGGAGAGUGGAAAUAAGCAGUAGUCAGAAGAAGGUGAAAACAGUGUGGCAGCUGAGUGAAAGCUCCCCUCUAGAUCAUUCCAGUUUUCACAAGCCUGAUUUGUCUGAGCUGACACUGAAUGGUAGUCUGGAAGAAAGGGCUGCUUUCGUUAACAUGGUCACCUGCAGCCAGGUGCACUUCAAGUAACGUGCGGAGGGUCCCUGCAAGCACAAACCAAAAAAGAAGCCAGGAGAAAGGUAAUUUUCAGAGCCUAAAAAAUAGACAUUAUAUAAGUUUUUGAAGCAGAAAAGAAGU
Molecule: messenger RNA, 1934 nt
Organism: Peromyscus leucopus (white-footed mouse)
Lineage: Eukaryota; Metazoa; Chordata; Mammalia; Rodentia; Cricetidae
Gene: Zwilch
Product: zwilch kinetochore protein
Exons: 19
Coding region: 57-1826 (589 amino acids)
Biological process (GO): mitotic spindle assembly checkpoint signaling; protein localization to kinetochore
Cellular component (GO): RZZ complex
Source: RefSeq, a predicted model, not a curated record